Messenger RNA from Amphiprion ocellaris (clown anemonefish), 714 nucleotides. RefSeq names its product trichohyalin-like. The transcript has a single exon. The record is from RefSeq and is a predicted model, not a curated record. NCBI's taxonomy places the organism in Eukaryota, Metazoa, Chordata, Actinopteri, Pomacentridae. Bases 1 to 714 code for a protein of 237 amino acids.
AUGGAAGCUGUGACUGAAACGCUGAGACAGCAGAAUGAAAAGCUUCAGGAGGAAAAUGAAGUGCUGAAGAAAGAGAAGCUCAGUCUGGAGCUGCACAUAAAGAGCAUGCACACUAACAAAAUGCUCACAGAGACGAGACUCAGAGAGCAAAACAAAAAACUGGAGAAGCAGAACGUAAAGCUGCAGACAGCAAAUAAAGAGCUGCAGGACACCAACAAGAAGCUGGCUCUGAGCGAAACUGUGAUUGAACACAGACUAACCCUACUGAGAGAGGAGAAGCAGCACCAGGAACUGCAGAAAGACAAUCAGCUCAGCAUCCUCCAGAAGCAAAAAGAGGAGAUGGAAGUAAAAAAUACAGUGAUGAAGGAGAACAUGGAUCAGGCAUUAGCAAAACUGAGAGAGGAGCAGCAGCUGCAAGACCAAAAGAAAGUCCAAGAAAUUCAGAGGCUGAACCACGUCAACAACUCUCUGUCUGUGAUGGUCUCCACCAUCCAAGAUCAGAUGCUGCUUCAGGAGACCCAACAUCAACAGAGAGAGGAAGAGUGGAAGAAUCAGCUGAACCAUCUAGAGAAGCUCAGAGAGGAGAUGGAAUCUGAAAAGCGUGACUUGGAGGAAGCAAUUAAACAGUGUCUUGAGAAAGAGGAAGAAAACACCAAAGAAGAAGGAAAAAAACCCUUUGGUGCCAUUUUUUCCAAAAGAAAAAACAUGAGUUGA